AGAACAAGCUGCAGCCACAGGUGAAUGCAGCCACAGAGAACAUCAGGCUACAGGAUUUCACGCCCAGGGAAGGAAAAUCUCCACCCAUGCCAGGGGAACCAGCACAGCGGGACCGAAAGUUGCCCCAGGAUGGCCCCUGGAAGUUUUUCUGCCUGGCAAUGACCCUGAUGUUGCUUCUUCUCGUCCUCAUCUUCGGUGUGUUCCUGGCUGAGGUACUACAGUUCUUCAACCAGAUGCAGGAAGAACUCAAGCAGUUGGACAUCAAAUUUGUGCAGGGUCUGGCAGAUGCUGGGCACAAGCGGGACGUCACGCGGGGAGAGGUGUUCCGGCAAAUGGAGGCUGUGCGGGCAGGCAACGAAUCCUCCUGUGAGCCCUGCCUGGAAAACUGGAUGGCAUUUCAGGGCUCCUGCUAUCUGUUUUCCACACAGCAACAGGACUGGUUUGAAGCCAAGGAUCAUUGCACUGAGAAGGGUGCUCACUUAGUGAUCAUCAACAGCCAAGCAGAGCAGAAAUUCCUGAGUCCAAACGAAAGUACUGGCUACUGGAUUGGCCUCAGGAAACAGUACCCAAAGGGCAUUCACAAGUGGCAAGAUGGCUCAGCGCCCACCUUUGUCAACUGGCCUGAUACCAAAUCUUCUGGCUAUGACUGUGUCUUCAUGGAGAAGUCUGGCUCCUGGUCCUCUGAUACAUGCCAUGCAUACUGGUAUCAUUGGAUCUGCGAGAAGCCACAGGUCUGCUGAGCCUGCUCCCUUUCCUCUGUCUGCAGUCUUGGGAAAAGUUGUCUUGAUAUGUGACCUCAUAACAAUUCCCCAACUUCUCUGCAGAAAAGGGGGUUUCCUGAAAGCCCCAGUCCUCUUGGUAGCAUCUUUCCCCUUUCUUGCCUCUGCUUCUAAAUGCUGUUGAGGAACAUGAAAAAUGAUGCCAGGAUGGAACAGUGAGGAAAAUAUAUUGUGUAAGACUUUCUACAAGACAAAUAAUCUAGUUUUUAAGAAAUGACAUAAAUAAAGGCAAAUGUAGUAUUGUUAGAAAAUAAAAAAGGCUUAACAUUGCUAAAUUAACG
Molecule: messenger RNA, 1060 nt
Organism: Ailuropoda melanoleuca (giant panda)
Lineage: Eukaryota; Metazoa; Chordata; Mammalia; Carnivora; Ursidae
Product: C-type lectin domain family 4 member G
Exons: 7
Coding region: 87-740 (217 amino acids)
Source: RefSeq, a predicted model, not a curated record